GCUGACGCUGGGGGCAGAUGGCCUCUCUCUCAGGCGUCAGGCGUCAGCUGUUUACGAGCACAGAUGAGGGACUUAGUGGUCUGAGGCUCAGUCUCACGCUCAGCCCUCAGAGGGAACGAGAUAACUACUACAAACUCUUGACAAACUCCAAACCUUCAGCUCCCUUUUGGAUUUACUUGGAAUUUGACAAACCAAUGAAGAUGUGCUGUUUCUCACAUGAAGUAAAGGUUUAAUGGAGGACAUGCGUCAUUGCAGGUGCACAGCAGGAAGCUUUUUGGUGCGUGCCUGUGAUUUAGGAGCUUCUACUUUCCCUGGAGCCUAUAUUCAGGAUGUUCCAGCUUCCCUCCUUCAAUGAACAAAGCUAAUUCAAAGCAGCUGCACAGAAAAAGAAGCAAUAAUCCUCCAAGAUGGCAGAGACCUCUCUCUAUAUUAGAGAGGAGCCUGAAGCUGGCUUAACUGAGGUGGACAUAUGCACCCUCGAGAUUAAUAUACAAUAUGAGGCCAUUCCAUCUAUUGUCUGCUCUGUUUGCCUCUCAUUCGGGCUCAUCUACUGCUUUUUCGGAUAUCGUUGCUUCAAGAUGGUCAUGUUCUUCUCCGGCUUCAUGUUCGGAUCGACGGGCGUUCUUGUGUUUUACCACAAGGAGCCCAUAUUUAACGCCCAGCUGGGGCCGGAGACGAAGGCCGGCGUGGGGCUGGGGGUGGGGGUGCUGUGCGGACUGAUCACCAUGCUGGUCUCCACACUGGGACUCGUCCUGAGCGGCCUGCAGCUGGGGAGCCUGCUCUCACUCUCCACCCUGCUGGUCGUCGGACAUUUUCACAGCCUCGCUCCGGCGUGGGGGCCUCUGGCCGUCACGCUGGCCGCCAGCGUGGCCACCGCCGCGCUCACGCUGCGGUGGCAGAGGCUGUUCAGCAUCGCGUACACGUCUGUGUUCGGAGCAACGGUGGCCGUGCUGUGUUUGGACUACCUGGUGGGAGGGUUCAGGCUGCCGCGGCAGACGUACGACGUGUUCGGUCAGGUUUCCCCGCAGCCGCUCUGCUGGUUCAACUGGGCGGUCGCUGGGAUCUGUCCCGUUUUGAGUCUUGCAGGUGUGUUGGUGCAGUGGUGCUUCACCGCAAGAGGAAUAUCCCACACAGAAGUUCCGCAUAAGAAACAGAUGAAACAUGGGAAAAAGCACAAGUGUAGAGAGUCGGUGAGAAGACCUCCGCACUACCGCCGGCGCAGGCCUCCACCCCUGAAGCGCUACGCUGGGGACGUCCUGGCACCGAGUUAUCUCCAGACCCUGAAGGAGCAUCAGAUGGGAACGGGCUCCUCCACCAGCAGCGUCAGCACCAUCACCCACACCCUGAUCGACUUUGACUUUGAGACGGGCUCCAUGGUGCCUCUGACUGCCGCCUCUCCCAUCUUUUCAGUCUAAACGAGCACAGCACCAGCUAUUUGGAAUCUUUUUUGUAAUGUAUUUCAACGCGUGGUUUGAAUUCUCCCCAGACACCAUGAAUGAUUGCAAAACAGGUUCAUGCAGCAUCCACAGUCAGUGGUCAUGUUAUGCUUACAUCCUUCAGCCAGCUAAUCUUACACUGCUUUAUCUUUCAUAGAAAAAUUGUAGUGCUUCUUUUACUUCCAUAAAGCUAACCUGUCCGUGGACACAUACAUAUUAAACAUGUAUCAGAUAUUACAGGAUAGAAGGUCAAAUUUGCACAUCUGUUACCGAUCAUGAUCAGGAUGUAUAUAAGAAAAGUAAUGUGCAAUGGCAUCCAGAACAAUAAACCAAUAAAGCAUUGAUUUUAAGUUCAGGGUUACGGCCUGCAGUUUUUUUUUUUGUUGGUGGUCUUAUGUUAAUGUUG
Menidia menidia (Atlantic silverside) is the source of this 1842-nucleotide messenger RNA. The record is from the annotation of a GenBank genome assembly. Lineage: Eukaryota; Metazoa; Chordata; Actinopteri; Atheriniformes; Atherinopsidae.